ACGGGGUUAAGGGUGUAUUGAUGGUACAGGGUUAAGGGUGUAUUGAUGGUACAGGGUUAAGGGUGUAUUGAUGGUACAGGGUUAAGGGUGUAUUGAUUUUGUAGAGCGGUCUGAUGGUUCCAGGUGUUUGUUCAAAGUCUUGUCGGCCAUCUUGUGUCUGAGAUCCAUUAGGGUCCUGCGGUUUCUCUAAUCCUCAUUCACAUGUAAUGGCACAGAUAGCAUGUGAAUGGACAGCCACAAACUGCAGAGCCGGCCGUUAGCCCACACGCUAAUGAACCCUCACUUUGCAUAGGUAUUAAUAUGGCUAGCACUAGGCUUUAACACCACAAAAUGAUGAAAAAGUCAAGGGGUGUGAAAACUUUCUGAAGGCACAUGUGGGGGGUGGGGGCUUCCUGUCAGCAUCACCUACUACAUGUGGUGUCAAUAGAAGGAACAGUCGGGGGCAGGGCAGGCUGAUGGCAGUAUAAGAAGCAGAGGGGUAGAGGGAGCUUUGUCACUUUGCUCUCAUUCACAGAGACAAUCACUCUCUGGACAAACACCCACGACGGACACACACACUGAAGACACACAUUCAUUAACUGAGAAGAGAUCCUGAGAGGGACCCACAGCACCACAUCAUCCUGCCCAGAGAGAGAGAGACUGAUUCCUGGGUAGAGAGAGGAGCUCCAGACCCUUCCUAUCCUGAGAGGGACCCACAGCACCACAGCAUCCUGCCCAGAGAGAGAGACUGAUUCCUGGGUAGAGAGAGGAGCUCCAGACCCUUCCUAUCCAGCCAUGAGGAUCAUCAGCCUACUGUACCUGCUGCUGCUGCUGCUAGUAACUGUUCUAGGAUCAGUUUCUGCAGUGAGACCAGACAUCUUGAACAUACGGAGAAGGUACCACAGACACCACUGCCCCCACCGCCGCUGCAUGCCCCUGCACUCCAGAGUACCAUUCCCCUGAGGUGUAACAGAGUGAACAUGGAGGUAAGAGAGAAGAGGAGAAUCUCUGUGACAUCCUCACCCCUCCUCUUCCCCCCACAGGACACCACACACACCUGUGGGGACACACCUGUAGACAAGAGACACGGAGUGGGGAAACACGGCGCUGAAGGACUGAACACUGAGCGAGAGACAUAGCCUGUGCUGAGACUGGGAGUUUGGGUAGAGAGGAGAGAGAGGACUACUGCUGCUGCUGUUGAAUAGACAAAGAUCUGAACUGGAGUCACUGGACUACCUGCCUUCCUGCUCACAUCACUUCAUAUACAUACCACCGCCAUCUAUCUGGGUACUGAGACAUUUAUACUAUAUACCACAGUUCCAAGACAUUUAUACUAUAUACCACCGUUCCAAAACAUUUAUACUAUAUACCACAGUUCCAAAACAUUUAUACUAUAUACCACCGCCAUCUAUCUGGGUACUGAGACAUUUAUACUAUAUACCACAGUUCCAAGACAUUUAUACUAUAUACCACCGUUCCAAAACAUUUAUACUAUAUACCACAGUUCCAAAACAUUUAUACUAUAUACCACCGCCAUCUAUCUGGGUACUGAGACAUUUAUACUAUAUACCACAGUUCCAAGACAUUUAUACUAUAUAACACCGCCAUCUAUCUGGGUACUGAGACAUUUAUACUAUAUACCACAGUUCCAAAACAUUUAUACUAUAUACCAUAGUACCAAGACAUUUAUACUAUAUACACAACAGUACCAAAACAUUUAUACUAUAUACCAUAGUACCAAGACAUUUAUACUAUAUACCACAGUUCCAAGACAUUUAUACUAUAUACCACAGUACCAAAACAUGUAUACUAUAUACACCACAGUACCAUCUGGGUACCAUAAAAACUACAGC
Messenger RNA from Oncorhynchus mykiss (rainbow trout), 1832 nucleotides. The record is from RefSeq and is a predicted model, not a curated record. Lineage: Eukaryota; Metazoa; Chordata; Actinopteri; Salmoniformes; Salmonidae.